This is a messenger RNA of Cavenderia fasciculata, 1497 nucleotides long. RefSeq lists its product as uncharacterized. The coding region runs from base 1 to 1497 and encodes 498 amino acids. NCBI's taxonomy places the organism in Eukaryota, Evosea, Eumycetozoa, Acytosteliales, Cavenderiaceae. The record is from RefSeq and is a predicted model, not a curated record. The transcript has a single exon.
AUGCAAGAAAUACCAGUAGUUAUACAACACUAUGUCUUAUCAAAAUAUAAUACAAAGUUUAUAAGGUUGAGUGAUCGCAACCAAGUAUAUCACCUCACCAAGGAUGUUGGUUUAAAUGCGCGUAUUAGUCAUCUAGCAUUGGUUUGCAAGAGAUGGUUUCGUAUUCUAUCAGUAUUGGUAUCACAACAUAGAGAUGGUGUAUUGAUAGAAGAACUACCAAAGAGUUUAUUAUCAGAGCAACAACAAAAACAACAAGGUAGUGACGUUCAUGAAAGUACACCAAACUCAAUGUCACAAUAUAUGUUGACAUUCUCGUUGACUCAUGUUCAUACACUUGUCAUCCACUAUGGUGAUUAUGAUAAUGGCACCGGUACAAAUCUUAAUAGCACUCAAAAUGUCAUAUCAAUGAUCAAGACAAUGACAAUGUUGGAAAGAGUAGCAUUGCGUAUUAAAAACCUCAGGCAACCAAAACUAGAUAGAGCCGAUGAAAAGGGAAUGAUUGGGUUGGUAGAAUCAAUCAAUCAAUUGAAUAGGAACAGAGAGUUUGCAAUCAAGAUUGAAGCAAGGAUAUGGAUUAAAAUAUUGGUUUAUACAAACACAACUUGGGAAAUUGGGUACCUUGAAAAACUUUGUACAAACCUUGGAGUAGAGAUGACCAAAUUGCACUGGCACAGAGAGGAUAUUGGUAAGCCGAAUAGAGAUUAUAGUUGCUUUGAUGCACUAUGUCAUAAUGUUGAAUCACUCAAACCAAAACACUUGACCAUCAUUAACCAUGCAGACAAGUAUCGAGAUACUAUUCCACCAUAUGCAAGUUUCAAAUUAUUUAAUUUAAAUUACGAUGGUUUGGAAAGAGUUAAUAUUAAAGUUGGACUAGUCAAGAUUAGAUAUAUCAACAUAUUGUUACAAUCAAAGACUAUUAAAUCAUUGAUGAUACGAUUUCAAUGGCACAAUGAAUAUGAUGAUCUAACUCAAGAACAAUCUAAAAAUCCUCUUUCUUUGAUUUUGUCAUUACAAAAAGCAGCUCCAUUAAUCGAGGAAAUGGCUCAACACCUUCAAAACAACAAAACAUUAACUUCUCUAACAAUCAAAGAUGGUUAUGAAAGUGCCAAUGAAUACCGAUUACCAUCAUUCGAUCAAAUGAUAAACAAUCCUUUUGCCAAUCUAUUAUCAAACAAUCAAACCAGUUUAAAACAUUUGGCAUUUGAAAAUAGUGAAGAUUAUUUAGAUCAAAGAUUCUACCAAUCCAUUACCAAUAAUACAACUUUACAAUCACUUAGAAUUAGAUUUGGAGAUUUCAAAUAUGUCAAUAGUAUGGAAUACCAAAAACAAAGUAUUUCAUCAAUUUGUACAUCACUCUCGAUCAAUCGUACACUUCAAUCUUUGAAUAUUGUCUUGGCACAAUAUUUAAAAGAAGAUUUAAUCAACCAAUUCAUUCAAAUACCAAAUAGAAAUUGUUUAUUAAUUGUCCAUGAAAAAAAUGGAAUAAUAACAAUAUAA